CAGCGGGCGGGCAGUGGCUGGAAACUACAGCGUGUGAACAAGAACCGGGACAACACAGUGGCUGCUUAUGUAUUUGACACACACACACACACACACACACACACACACACACACAUUAAAGCAUCAGACAGUCACAAUCACACACAUCAAUAAAAUACUUCUUCAAAGCCGAUACAUGAGUAUAUUGGAGUAUGUCAGCUUAGCAUGGUCGUCUAUUCCCGGGACUGCUACACGUUAUGGCAUUUAUCUCAAUCUUUUUGGAUGCUCUUCCCACGACUGUCUGCCGGAAGAUUGUGCUAAUGCUCUGCUCGCUGAUGAUGUCCUUGUACUUGUUGUAUUAUCUAACGGAUCUCUGCCACACCAUGUCCAGCCCCGUCCGUAGCUCAGAAGAGGAGAGCAACCUGGCCGGAGACUUUGGCGAGUGGCAGGCGCUCCGCAGGAAGAGGCUGCUGCACAAACUGCAGAUGCAGGGCUAUCUCAACGGCGAGCUCCCCGAGAAGUACUUCAGGGAACUGAGGCUGCAGUUGCAGCCCGCCAACGUGAAGCAGCAGGAGAGGAUCGGCAGGUCGCUGGCUGCGAAUCCACCCAGCACCCUGAGCUUCAGCGAGGACGGGGUGAGGAAGCUCCCGCAGGCCAUCAUCAUCGGGGUGAAGAAAGGAGGCACCCGGGCUCUGCUCGAGUUUGUCCGGGUACACCCGGACAUCAGGGCCGUGGGCGAAGAGCCGCAUUUCUUCGACCGACACUAUGAGAAGGGCCUGCGCUGGUACAGAAACCUGAUGCCGAAAACACUCGAUGGGCAAGUCACCAUGGAGAAAACCCCUAGUUAUUUUGUCACCAAGGAAUCAGCUGCCCGAAUCUACGCAAUGUCGAAGGAUGCCAAACUAAUACUGGUGGUCCGGGACCCUGUCACCCGAGCUAUCUCUGACUACACACAAGCUCUCUCAAAGAAACCCAACAUACCCAGUUUUGAGAGUUUGGUCUUCAAAAACAGGACUUCGGGUUUAAUUGAUACCUCCUGGAAUGCUAUCCAGAUUGGUAUUUAUGCCAAGCACCUGGAGAAUUGGCUUCUAUAUUUCCCAAUGGGACAAAUCUUGUUUGUGAGUGGCGAGAGGCUAAUCAAUGACCCAGCCAGAGAACUGGGCAAAGUACAAGACUUCCUGGGUCUGAAGAGGAUCAUCACAGACAAACAUUUUUACUUCAACAAGACAAAGGGCUUCCUCUGCUUGAAGAAGCCGGAGGGGAGCAGUAAGCCCCAUUGCCUGGGCAAGACUAAGGGCAGAACUCAUCCCAACAUUGACCCAGAGGUCAUUCGAAGGCUGAGAGACUUCUACAGGCCUUUCAACAUGAAGUUUUACCAAAUGACAGGACAGAACUUUGGCUGGGAUAACUGAAAUGUUAAAAAUGUAAGAUAUUCACCACAGGA
Messenger RNA from Leucoraja erinaceus (little skate), 1423 nucleotides. RefSeq names its product heparan sulfate glucosamine 3-O-sulfotransferase 3A1-like. The record is from RefSeq and is a predicted model, not a curated record. The coding region runs from base 237 to 1391 and encodes 384 amino acids. Gene Ontology annotation, molecular function: [heparan sulfate]-glucosamine 3-sulfotransferase activity. The transcript is spliced from 2 exons. Lineage: Eukaryota; Metazoa; Chordata; Chondrichthyes; Rajiformes; Rajidae.